GUAGACUUUGCUACAUGAAUUCGUAGGAACCCAGUCUUUUUCUUGAUCAAGCGCCCGUUGAAAUGAGCUUCGGCGGGGGCUUCAGUUUUGGGGCGGCUGCUGGUGGCUCUGCUCCUGCUUUUGGUGCACUAGCCAGCGCGCCGGCAUUCGGAGCUCCAGCUGCUUCAGCACCGGCUUUUGGUUUCGGAGGGGCAGCACCCGCGUUUGGGGCGCCUGCAGCGGCAUCCACAGCAGCAUUCGGUGCCCCAGCCGCAGCAGCACCAGCGCCAGCGUUCGGUGCAGCAGCGGCAUCCGCCCCGGCAUUUGGCGCACCGGCGGCAGCUCCCGCCUUUGGAGCUGCCGCUUCAGCGCCAGCAUUUGGAGCACCAGCAGCAGCUCCUGCAGCACCUGCGUUUGGCGCAGCUGCCUCGGCACCGGCUUUCGGUGCCGCGGCCUCCACACCAGCCUUUGGCGCUGGGCUGAGCUUUGGGCAAACAGCAGCAGCUGCACCCUCGGGCGGGUCCUUGUUCGGCUCCACGACUGCAGCCCCCGCGGCGGCGCCUGCUGCUCCCGCCGCUGGCGGCUUCUCCUUUGGCGGUGCGCCAGCUGCAGCUGCAUCGAGCGCUCCUGCCGCCGGGGGCCUCUUCGGCUCGACGGCGCCCGCCGCAGCCGCCAGCACCCCCGCCUUCUCCUUCGGAAGCGCACCCGCAGCAGCAGCCGCAUCCAGCGCCCCCGCCACCGGCGGUGGCCUGUUUGGCGCCAUGGCGACGCCCGCCGCCGCGGCUCCGGCAGCCGGCGGAGGACUCUUCGGCGCCCCAGCAGCAGCCCCAGCGGCGGCCGCACCCGCUGCUGGUGGCGGCCUGUUUGGCAACACGGCAGCCGCCGCCGCCACCACCGCCGCACCAGCUGCCGGAGGCUUCAACUUUGGAGGUGCUGCUGCAGCUAGCGCGCCUGCCGCUGCCCCAGCCGCCUCAGCUCCUGCAGCAGCGACGGGCUUCAGCUUUGGCGGCGCGGCGCCUGCUGCCCCUGCGGCAGCCAGCACCGGGGCGUCCUUGUUUGGCGGCGCGGCGGCUUCGGGGGCUGCCACGGGCGCGGCGCUGUCAUUUGGGGCGCUCGGAGGGGCUGCGGCAGCGGGGUCGGCACCGGCGCUGAGCUUUGGUGUGGCGGCACCUGCCAGCUCUGCGGCGGCUGCAGGCUCCACCUUGGCACCCGCAGCUGCUAGCACCGCGGCGCCCAGCCUCUUCGGUGCCGCCUCAGCAGCAGCACCCGCUGCGGCGUCCUCCGCGCCGGCGGCAGCGGCGAGCAGCGCGGCGGGCACAGCAGCAGGUACCGCGGGCGCGACCGGCGCGUCCGCCCCCGCCUUCUCAUUCGGGGCAGCGGGUGCGGCAGCGCCCGCGAGCGGAGCCGCGUUUGCCUUCCCGUCCACGGCAGGCGCCACGGGAACUGCUGCGGGGACGGCUGCCAGCACAGCGGCUGCCUCAUCAGGCGCCGCCGCCACCCCCGCCACCACUGCAGGUGCCAUUGUGCCGGCUGCCGCUCCCGCCGCCCCCGCGCAACCCCAGAUGCCGGUGCCUGUGAAGGGCAAGAACAUUGAGGAGAUCAUCAACGAGUGGAACUCGGAGAUGGAGGAGCACCUGGCCGCCUUCAACAAGCAUGCAGCUGCGUUGUCUGCAUGGGACCGCUCCAUCCUUCACAACCGCUCCUGUCUGCUCGGAGUGGAGGAGGAAAUGGGAGUGGUUGUCGCGGGUCAGGACGCGCUGGACCGCAAGCUCACCAUGCUGGAGACACACCACAAGGAGGUUCACGACGCGCUGAGCAGCAUCGAGGCGGAGGCGGAGCGCAUGUGCCUGGCUGAGCGGGGGCUACUGGACAGCGAUGCGGCGGAGCGGGACAGACUGUACGCGCGAGCGGAGUCCGUGUCCACCGCGCUGGUGCGGCUGGGCGAGGAGCUGGGAGCGGUGGUGGCGGACGUGAACGAGCUGAGCGGCGGGGCGGUGGGCGACCCGGGCACUCCGCUGGGGGCGGUGGUGCGCAUCCUGAACAACCAGCUGCUGGCUCUGGGUCAGGUGGAGGGGCGGGUGAGUGCGCUAGAGGCGGAGGCGGCGGCUCUCGGGUCGGUGGAGGCGGCCUCCAGCAGCAGCACCUCUGCCAGCGGAUUCAGGUUCUGAUUACGCCACCUCCUCUUUCUGGUUCUCCUGGCUCCUCCGGGCUCCUCCCGGCUCCUUGUUCCCGGUUUGGGAUUUCCUGGCGUGCUGUGGCGGGGUGUCCGGCCGCGAGGCCAGCCAGCGGGCUGGAGCGGGCUAGCGGGCCCUAGCGCAGGUUUUUGGGGGGACUUUGAUGACUGUACGGCUUGGGUUACGAUCUGGCCUGGCAGGCCUUGGACAGAGUGUUACCCGUAAACCCGUGGAGGACAGUGUUUGUUCUUCGGGCAGACCGGAUGGCUGGAUUCAUCGCGGUUGAUUCCCACAGCGGUGAGGGAGGCGCUGAGUUGCUACCACAGGCGAAGCUAGGAAGCUAUUAUAGGGGUUGAGCGGCACCGCCAGGCAGGCAGGCGGAGAAUGGCAUGUGGCUCUAACCGGGUUAAAGGCUAAAGGGUGUAGCAGGGUGUGUGUGUUUCCGAUGCGCGGUGUAUGAGUUCCCUGAAUGUUGCGGUAUUGUGCCAUUCUGAGCUAAUGUUUACUUACUAUGCAGCUGGGUUUUCUGGGUGGAUACAACGCAGGAAGCUCACGCAUCAUCUUUCGGGAGUGUAGACAUAUAAGUUUGAAGGCCCCAACGCUGCAAUUUCCGUAACAGGGGAGCGCCGCGUCUGUUCGGAUGAACAAAGCAGUGUUUAAAAUAACAUGGCAGUGUGUCUACGGUACUUGCUGCUCAACGCAGGCCAGGGCCUGCGGCCAUGAGAUACCGGUAUAGCGUGGUGCGGCUGGUAGGGUCAAGACACGAAUGCCUCUCGGACUUUCAUAACGCGUUACAUGUCGUACAGCGUUGUUGUUAUUGCUGUAGCUUGCAGAGCUACCCGUGUUUUCGCGUAACCCAGAUCACGGUAUCUUGUCCUUGCGGAACAGUACCACCAGAAGUCCGGCACCCUUAGCAACACCAACGCCGUUUCGCAUGCUCGACUUUCCGUGCGGAGUAACCCAGCACGGGUACGUUGCCAUUUGUGUCAAAGACACAUGGACAGAGCUGCAUAAUAAGGCCCCCUCCUUCAGACUAUUCGUCCUCAAACCGCCCGCGGCUGCAAAGACGGU
Molecule: messenger RNA, 3224 nt
Organism: Astrephomene gubernaculifera
Lineage: Eukaryota; Viridiplantae; Chlorophyta; Chlorophyceae; Chlamydomonadales; Astrephomenaceae
Source: the annotation of a GenBank genome assembly